Messenger RNA from Daldinia decipiens, 1572 nucleotides. RefSeq names its product SET domain-containing protein. Gene Ontology annotation, molecular function: protein binding. The record is from RefSeq and is a predicted model, not a curated record. Bases 110 to 1315 code for a protein of 401 amino acids. NCBI's taxonomy places the organism in Eukaryota, Fungi, Ascomycota, Sordariomycetes, Xylariales, Hypoxylaceae. The transcript has 2 exons.
GUUGUUCUUCAUAUAUCCGAGAUUUUUCACCAGGGCAGAAUGAUGAGCAUAACGUUAACCUAUUAUUCUAAUUUUGCGCGAUUUCUUUCAGGCCCUCACAUACAAGACCAUGCGCGCUAUUGAACCCUAUGGCUACCUGGCACUCUUUGGGAUACUUGCUAGAGCAAGUUACCUGGCUGAAAUAUGUCCUCGGAGCCCAUUGGGUGAAAUAGGAGACGGAACCUGCGCUGGGUUUGAAUUAGGACAGAAACGAAUUUUGAGCAAACUCUCGGGGGCCAACUUAGAUUGGGAAGGCCCAGAGCAUUGUGUAAACGAAACAUGUAUCUUCUCAAACGACCACAUUGGUGAUGGCAUCGUACUUAUCACGAGCGAAAUAAAUGCAAAAAUUGCAAGCAACUUCCCAGUCACGACCAAUAAUGGGGCGGCAACAUUACCGUUCCACGCGGCAGAAGUUCCCGGAAAGGGCGUUGGUAUUGUUGCCGAUAGAAAAAUACGUAAAGGUGAAACUAUUCUCAUACGUUCCCCGACGAUGAUGGUGCAGACCGCCCCUCACGUUGGAAUGGAGUCUGGGAUCAGGGGUGUGCUAUACGACCUCGCCGUGGGAAAGCUUCCGGUUAGAGGCCGAGAGCUUUUCAUGGGCCAGAUGGGCAAGGACGUUUACGAUAAAAUAGAGACAAACUGCUUUCAAAUGUACAUCGACGGGGCAAACGACUCUGGUGGCCACCUAGGGUGUUAUCCGGAGGUAUCUCGAUUCAAUCAUGACUGCCGGCCAAAUAUCCACUAUCGUAUCUCUAACAUGACUCAUAUCACAGUUGCCGCGCGUGAUAUAGAGCCUGGUCAGGAGCUAAGUAUCAGCUAUAUCGAACUAAUGCUCCCACGAGAAGAGCGUCGUUCUCGCCUACGAAGUUGGGGGUUUGAAUGCGCUUGUUCUCACUGCAGCAUGAGCGACGAAGAGGUCGCUGCUUCAGAUGCGAGAAUUUAUAGGAUCGAAGAAUUAGAAACCGCCCUAGAGAAUUUCAACCAGACUAUCGUAACUGCAGAAACUGGGGCGCAACUAGCAGAAUUAUACGAAAGGGAAAGACUAGAUGUCUAUCUCGGACGGGUAUACACGCGGGCGGCGCUUAACUUUGCACUAUUCGGUGAAGAGAAGAAGGCGCAAAAGUACGCGCUGGCUGCGGUAGAAGCCGUCGAAAGAGAGUUGGGACCAAAUGCGGCCGAUGCUAAGGCCAUGAGAAUUUUGGCUGAGAAUCCCAAAGAGCAUUGGACUUGGGGGAAGCGGAGAAGAGGAAGUUUGGGAAAGGGGGAGGGAAGAUGAUCCUUCGAGGCGAUACUUUGAACUGGUUUCCUGCUCAGUAUGUCGACACUCUAAGUUAACCAGGUAAUUACUACCGAGAUGUUGAAUGUCGUAGUUACUUGACGCGUAUUAUAUAGGUACCUAAGAUAGUCUUUAUUGGACUUGCCUUUCUUAUACCCCCCUUCCAUAUUACAAGCAGCGAUUUAUUGACGCAUCUAUAACUUACCUACCUACCUAUACAUCAUCUUAAACAACAACCUUACAACAGAGCUUCGACC